GGAGGAGGAGGAGGAGGAGGAAAGGGCAAGUCCUGUGCCAUGCAUCCCUUUGGCUGUCACCAGGAGGGAUUUCGACCCAUGUCCUGUGCAGAGGGGGGCCUGGAAGGGGCCUUGUAGCACAUUCUCCAGCGGUUCUUCCUAUGCAAUAAACCAGCUACAAUGUCCUUUAGGGGUUGAUCCCCAAGAACCGAAAUCGGAUAUUGUUGAGCCUGAGAACCUGGAAAAUUGUUCAGAAGUGAAAGGAGCCGACGUUGGGGGAAAGUUGCUUUACCUUGAAGACCCUCUUAGACCAGACGGAGGUUCUGAGGAAGCAGAAGCUCCUCUUGAACAGAUCAGCCUUCCUGUUCCAGGGGAACCUGAGCAAGAUGUCCUCGUUCCUGAGGGGAGCGGCUGGUCUGGUCACCUGGCUGAGAAUCCCCCCUGCAGGGAGGCAAGAGCCAGCCCCGGGCUGACCCUCCUACAGCCUGGGAACGUUGCUGUCAAGCUCCCCGUGGAGCCAAUGGAUGACUCUGCUGAGGCCCUGCAAUGGCCUGAAGGGGAUGAUGGGCUCCAUUGGCAGAUUCCGGCCUCUGAAGCUGAAGGAGAAGAGAGGGGCCGGUUGGGUCCUUCCAAGACGGAGGGUCUUCACGAAAGAAGGGACGCCUCGUGCUUCCAUCCAGCUGAACAGAGAGCGAACGGGGCCCAGAGCAGGGAAGCCUUUAGGGAACCAACUGAGGAAUUGGCCACCCGAAGACCACGUCAUCCGCCCAUUCAAGAGGCCACUGCUGGACCACGGAAGGGCAUGGAGAUGCUGGAGGUGAGUCUGGAGGGACCCACGUCCUCCCAUCGUGACCAAGGCCGUCCUGUGAGGGCUGCAUCCUCCCCAGCAGGGACAGAGGCUGCAGGGGCCUCUUGUUCAAGGAAGGGCUGGAAAAGAGCCGCAGAAGCACCGGAGGAGCCGGGUGGGGGGGAAGUGGAGCCUGAUCCCGUCAACUCGUCCGGUCGGCCUGCAAACUCCCCUUCGAAAUCAGCUUCGGAAUCAGCAGAUGAUGGCAGGGCUGCCUGUAAGGACCAGGGCUUCAUGGAAAACACCCGCCAGGACUUGGACCAAGAGGCUUCUUCCGUGGCUGGCAGACCUCCUGGGCAGCCGGACACGGCAACUGUGGCUUCACCCCGUGGAAAAGCAGCUCAGGAGCUUCCGGGAAGUGAGUCGUCCAGCAGUCCCCCUUCAGGAAAAGGGGAACGCGCUCAGAAGGCAGGGAUGGCGCUGCUGCCGGGCCAAGAGAGAGCGUGCCAGCUGGGCAAUGGCCCGGAGGCCCCUGCAGGGUGGAGAGGAGGCUUCGGGUGCUCGGAGCCCUGCGAGGCCCUUUUGCAGGAAGAAGAGAAACCGAAGAGCCCCCCUCCUAGGAAGAGGCUCCAACAGGAGGACUUGGAAGGCGCUGCCUGUCAUCCAAAAAAGCUCUGCAAGGGGGGUUCUGCUUCAGUUGGGGGCUCUGCCAGGGAGCCAGCGGCAUCUCCUGGGGCGGCACCUCCUCCUCCUUUGCCUCCUCUGAAGGGGAGCCUCCAGCAAUUCGGCCAAACGAUAGAGAAGUUCCUUCAUCAGUGUACAAACCGGCUCCCUCCGUGCUCCGACCCCACGGACAGAAAGAGAGAGGCGAUUGCUCGGAUGGUGAGAAAUUACUUUCAGAGCAACGGUGACUCCAACGAACCGGCAGCUGAAACGGGGGAAGCAGGAGCGCCUGCAGGCUCUUCCGCCAGAGAAGAGGGCAAAGGCUCGGGGGGCCCCGGGCAGGAGGACGUCUGCCACUUUGAGGAGGAGCCCUUCCCCAUGGAGGUGGGUUCUGCACUGGGGGACUCGGGCUGCAGCUCUCCUGUUGAGUCGCCAAAGGCGGAACCCCCGGAGGGGCCCUUGGAAGAAGAGCCGGAGUCCUCUUGGCCUUCGGGCAUCUCUGCUCCUUCUCAGAGCUCCGGACCUUCUCCCAGUCCACGCUGGAGCCAUUCAGACCAAGCGCUGGACGGCGCCUCCGGAGGCUCUGGCAGCCUCUCGGAAGCGGAGGGGAAUUCUCCCUCCGAUGGAGACUGUGAGGAUGAAAACUCGGGGAGGCCCACAAAGGCAGCCGUGCUGUGGCAGGAAGACAGGCAGGCUGCCCCAAGGGACACUCAGCUGGAGUCUGUCCGAACCCUCAGCCCCUCUGAGCAGGAGGCUCCCGGCUGUUGGCUGCAGCGUGGAGAACCGGACGGAGGAGACGGACCUGAUGGCUCCGCCUGCCGAGAGGAUCCUGUGGAGGCCCCGGAGGAGACGGCAGCUGAGGACUACCGGAGGGGGAUGCCGGCCAAAGGAAGCGUUUUCCCGUCAGGCAGCCCCGGAGGCCCCCCUGGCCAAGAUAAGAGGGAAAGUGCUCCGAGGGAGCCAUUCCCCCAGGAUCCCUGGGAAUCCAGCCCCGAAACGUCUCUGCAGUCAAGUGUGGCUCCUUGUGAUCCUCCAGUGAAAAUGGAGCUGACCGAUGAAGAACCUGAUGGCCAAGAUGGCAGGAGAAAGGAGCCUCCUCCUCCUCCUCCAUCAGGAAGACCCCCUGUGGCCUCUGCCCUGGGGGCUGACAGUCCUGAGGAGGGUCCUUCCAUCCCUCGCCCCCACCCGACUCCUGCCCAGGGGGCCGCUUUGCUCCUGGUGAAGGAAGAAGCUGGGCAGGAAGACGAGGCGCUGCCCUCCGUGGGGGCCGAGUCCUCCCUCUGCGCUCCCUGCCCCUCCCAGGCUGUGGAGCUGGGCUCUCCUGGGAAGGAGCUUGGCAGGCCUGAGGGUGGGGCAGGACAGGCCGCCUCCCACCAGGCCCCCCAGGAAGCCCCGUGGGUCCCGGGCACGUCGGCUUCUUUCCCAGCGACCGACGCCUGCGGUGAUGGAGGCCCCCACAGUGCCUGGCCUUUGCAGGGUGAUGGGUGCCCCCUCAGGCGGAGUCCCUUGGCAGACACAGGACUCCACUCUCAGGCCCCCCAGGAAGAAAAGAGGCAGCUUUGGCCUCUCCUCUCGCAUCCCCCAUCUUCUCCUCCACCCUCUCCCUCCGUCUCUCAGCAUUCACUCCUCCCCAAAACCUCGGCAGACGAGCAGCCCGAAGUCCCCCGGCCCCUGUCUGACUUUGGGGGCGGAGCGCCCGGCAUUCCCUGCCAGUCGGAGGAGGCAGGGCUGGCGGAGCCUUCGGAUGCCGAGUGCCUGCGCGUGGCAGCCGCUGUCUCCUCUUCUGCACCACCCCAGGUCCAGGAAGGGGUCUCCUUCUUCAGAGACCCUCCUGCUCGGACAGAGCCUCACAGCAGCCGCCUCUGUGGAAGCGCGGCCGAGUGGGCGUCCUCCGAGCAAGACGUGGCCUUCCAGCUGCAGGAGUGCCAGUCGGUGCUGGCAGAAAUCCUCCAGGCCUUGAGUUCGGUAGAAGGCGUUGACGAGGCCCACGUGGAGAAAUGGAGGGACCAGAUUGCUGUCCUCCAGAAGGCGACCAAGAUGCCCCAGACCCACAUAGCCCUGGUGGGGAACACGGGGGCCGGCAAGAGCUGCUUGCUCAACGCCCUGCUGGACGAGGAGGCCAUGCUGCCCACCUCGGCCAUGAGAGCCUGCACCGCAGUGGUGGUGGAGAUCGCCAGGGGCGCAGAGGGCAGCCCGUAUGAAGCCGAAGUGGAGUUCCUCUCCCGGGAGGAGUGGAAUAAGGAGUUGGAGGCCCUCCUGGAGGACAUGAAGGACAAAGCCGGCAAUCUGAAGAAGCGCUGCCCGGAUCGCAAGACGGAAGCCGGGGCUGCCUACAGCCGGGUGAAGGCCGUCUACGGGAGAGUGGACGAGCUGGAGAAGCUGGAGGACAAGCAGGGGGUGACCCAACAUCUCGGAACGGUCAAGCACAUUUAUGCCGAGACAGCCGCAGACUUCCGUAUGGAAAUUGAGAAAUUUAUCGAUUCUCGCACCGACCAUUUGCGUGAGAUGAAAGGUGGGGAGUUUUGGCCCAUCGUGAAGUGUGUGAGGAUCCGGGUGGCCAAGGCUGAGGUUCUGAGGACAGGAGCCGUGCUGGUGGACCUGCCUGGGACCCGAGACUCCAACGCGGGCCGGGACACGGCGGCCCAAGAGUACCUGAAGGACUGCAAUGCGGUCUGGGUGACCGCCAGCAUCACUCGAGCCGUGGACGACAAGACGGCCAAAGAGCUGCUGAGCGCCAACUUCCGCCGGCAGCUGUUUAUGGAUGGCCUCUACGGGAGCCUGGCCUUCGUCUGCACCAAGACCGACAGCUUCAGCAUCACGGACAUUGUCAGGGACCUCAACCUACAAGAUCAGAUCCGUCCCCUGGAAGAGGAGUUGCAAGAGCUGGAGCGCCAGAGGACUGAAGCCGAAAUGGAGAAGAAGAAGCUUUACGCACAACGGCAGCAGCAGCGGCAGGAGCCAGUGAGGAAGGGAGGUGCGGAGGGAGAUUCCGCCUGGUUUCAGAGACAUGACAUCUUGGAGAAGGAGUUCAAAAUCUGUGCCUUGCAGAGGGAGAAGGAGGCCAGGCUCCGGGCCAUCAGCCUGAUUUGCGUUCAGGCCCGGAAUGCAUUUUCCAAGCAGCGGAUUUUGAUGGACUUCAGCGCUGGUCUCCAGGAAGUGUCCAGGAGAGCUGAGGGUGAAGAAGAUGGUGAAGAAGAGAUGGACGAGGGGGACUCGGCUGGAGAGCAGCCUGCUAAUCUGGAGGUUUUCACGGUCAGCUCUACGGAGUAUCUCAAGCUUGGUGGGAAGUUGCUCUGCAAUGGUCAGCCUCAAGUUUUCCAUGAGGUGAAAGACACAGAGAUUCCUGCGCUGAAGAAGUUUGCGAUGGACACAGCGCUGAAGCACAGCAUGGUGGCAACAGAGAAGGUCAUCCGGGACGUAGCUCGUGUCCUAAGCCAAAUGGUGAAUUAUCUCAACAGCCAGAGAACACAGGCCGAUGCUCGCCAGGCCCAGGUGCAGGAGAUGCUGCAGCAGGCCCUGCAGGGCCUCCCUGCCCUCCUCCAGGGGGUCCUCACUGCCAGCUCUCAGGACCUCCGGUAUGCCUUUGAUGCCCUCAUCCUGGGCAGCCUGCAGAACGGUGCUGAGAGUGCCAAGCAGCGCUGCGAGGCCAUUGUCAAAGGCUGGGGCUCGCCGGUGCUUGGCUACCCCCACGUGACCUAUCGGGCAAUCUGCAACCACCGUGGCGUUUACACCUCUCCCAAGUGCCACUCUGUGGAUUUCAACAAAGAACUGGCCGGGCCCCUCCUGAAGGUCAUCUCUGUGGCCUGGAACGAGGUCUUCAGCUCCAAGCUGCUGAUCUCCAUCGAGGCCUUCAGGGCUGCCCUCCUGGACCAGCUGAGCUCCUUCUUCAGAGGCCUCAAGAAGAAGCUGCACCCAGACGGUCCGGUCGCCAGAGCCCUGUGUGCGAUUCACACUCAGCAGAUGGAAGCCGCUCAAGCACGGCUGUUCAACUUCACCCUGGAUCAGGUGACCUCCAUUACAAGAAAGCAACGGGCCGUCUCCCGGCUCUUGAUACCGGCGAUUCAAGCCGGCAUGGAACCAGCCUAUGCAGCCUGCUCCCAACUCUCCGGCCCGGGGUAUUUCCGAAGGAUGAAGGAGGAGAUGGAGCAGUUCGUCCACCUGCAGAAGGAGGCCAUCUUCCACUCGGCAGUGGAGAAGAUGCGGCAGCAACUGGAGCGCCUGCAGCAAUCCAUCUACUGCAGCUUGCAGAGCGUGGCCCAGGAACUGGCCACGUCCAUCAGGAUGCAGUUCGAGCCGCUGCUGAGGCCGGUCCGGAGGAACAAGGAGAUCCUUCCAGCCCUUCAGCGUCUCUGUGCUAAAGUGGACAAGCUUUGCCAGCGCUCGGGGGUGGAUUACCUGCUUCCCACGGCUCUGCAGCCAGAGGAGCGGCCUCCCGCAACGGAGGCCCAAGAGCCGGGCGGUGGGGAUUGCGCCCUCUCUCCGGCCGGGUCCGUGGAUGUCCGAGUCGGAGGCCUCCCUCUGCCCCACCUGGCGGCCAUUGAGCAGCAGAGCAUGGAGAGUGCUGAGCCGCCUGGGCCCCCAGUGCCUUCUGCCCCUGAGCCCAUCGCAGACCCUGGCACGGCUGGGCAGACGCCACAAGGCCCUCUCCUUCUUCCCUGGCAGCCCCAUGGCAGGAAGAGAGCAGGGGAGGCCGUCCUGCCGCAGCUGGAGAAGAAGACCAAGCCUGACCCCGUGGCGCCAGCCGGAGUCCCUUGGCUGCCGUGCAGCCAGAGGGCAGAAAUGAAGCCCCCGUCCUGCACCGCAGCCUUCCUGGGGAGCUGCAGCCCAGGAGCCUCCCGUCCAGACGGCCCCCCGUGCCCGAUGGCCGAGAGCCCUGAGGAGGGGGAGCCGCUGGCAGUGCCCUGUUCCGCAGGGCUCCUCUGGGUCGCAGCCAGCCAGGGAAGGUGCAGGAAGCCCCCAAGCGCCACUGUGAAGGAAGAAGAGGCGAGUCUCCCCCCUGAGAAGACUCAGGUCCCCCGUUGGCUUUGAGACGCGGCUCUCCCACCUCUCUGGACACACACAGGCACCGCUCAAGCCGGGGGAGGGGUCCGAGCCUCCCCCCAGGUGGUCUCCUGACUGCCAAAAUCCUAUUUCUGUGCAGAACCCAAGUGGCCUUCAUCCCUCCUCUCCUUUCCCUGCAGAGCUUUGGCCUGGAAAUGCAGCUCUUAAAGGGAGCAUCCUGGGCUGAAGUAGGCGGACGAUCCCCAUCACUGGGAGCUUAACAGGAGAGACCUAGAAAAGAAUGGCAUGGGGGGGGGGCGAUGGUUACAAGCACGGGAAGAGGGCUUCGAGGCCACAGCCCCGUCUCCUGCCCACAGCUGCUGAAGGAGGAGGGGAAACACCAAACACUGCCAGGCAGCCUUCUGCCAAUUCCCCUUGCAUUGAAUUCUCUGCAGUUCUGAGUUCUGUGAAUUCUCUAGAUCAGCAUUCAGUAAGUUUAAUAUAAGUGGACCUCCAAUUCCCAGAAUUCCCCAGCCAGCAGGCAUUGAAGUCCACAUAUCUUCAAGUUGACCACAUAUCUUAUGCUGGCAUGGUUCUUGUUGUUGUUAUUAUUAUUAUUAUUAA
Molecule: messenger RNA, 7033 nt
Organism: Thamnophis elegans (Western terrestrial garter snake)
Lineage: Eukaryota; Metazoa; Chordata; Lepidosauria; Squamata; Natricidae
Gene: NUGGC
Product: nuclear GTPase, germinal center associated
Exons: 22
Coding region: 500-6457 (1985 amino acids)
Source: RefSeq, a predicted model, not a curated record